ACUCACGCUGACUCUUGAAAAAUUGUACUUUGCCAAGUAUUUUAAUGAUACGAACUUAUUAUUCUGUCCGUUGGAUUUGAUGUCCAUGAAAGAAAAGCCUAACCAUGCAAUCACUUGUAUGAAAUGGAAAAGGCACUUGGAAAGUUGAUGGCAUCAAUAAAGGUUGAUAAAUGUAUAUUAGCUGAAUAGUACAUGUAGUACAGAGAAACAACACACAGAACUUGGAAGCAAUGAUGACCAUGGCAACCAGUAUUGACUCUGUAAUCAAUUUAAAUGAUGGAAUUGCAAUGCCACUGUUUGGUCUGGGAACAGCAUGGACAAAUGAGUGUUCACAAGCAGUUUCUUAUGCCAUUGAACAGGGAUACAGAAUGAUUGAUACUGCUCAGAGAUAUGGAAACGAGGAAGAUGUUGGUAAAGGCAUAGCUAUGAGCGGUAAAGAUAGGAAAGAUCUAUUUAUAGUAACCAAGCAAUGGCAGAAUGGACAUGAUGCCUGUAUUCAGGGUUUACAGAGAAGUUUAGUUAGAUUAGAUAUGGAUUAUAUAGACCUGUUUCUGAUUCAUGGACCAAGAGAGGGAAGGAAUGUAGAGACUUACAAAGCAAUGUUGGAACUGAAGAAACAAGGUUUGGUCAGGUCAGUUGGGGUUUCCAAUUUCAAUAUUCAUCACUUAGAAGGUCUAAGAAAUGCAGGGUUACCAACCCCAUCAGUUAAUCAGAUUGAACUGCAUCCAUGGCUACAGCCAAGGGAGAUAAUUGAUUAUUGUAAAAAACAUAACAUAACUAUAAUGGGUUAUUCCCCUUUAGUGAAAAGCAAAAUGUUGAAGAACCAACAAAUCUGUGAUCUUGCCAAAAAAUACAAUAAAACACCUGCACAGAUUUUAAUACGAUGGAGUGUUCAGCAUGGAUAUAUUACCAUUCCAAAGUCUUCCAAGCCUAACAGAAUCAAAGAAAAUAUGCAGGUUUUUGAUUGGACUAUGACUGAAGAUGAUAUGGAGUUUCUUGAUCAAAAUAAUGUUGAGGAGAUAAGGUGUGCUUGGGAUGCAAUAAACUCAGAAUGGCAUGGAUGAAAUGCGUUUAGAAAAUAUUAGACAUGAUCUGUUUUCACAAAAUUGCAUUUGUACUACAUAUAUAUGGAACAUAUAAAACCUGAGUGCAAUACAAGAAUGGCUCUAAAUGACUUUACUCAAGACCACCAAAGAUUAUACUCUUAUUUAUCAAUUGAUGUCUGUGGUAAAUUAUUUACAAACUGAGAACAUUGAAUGUGUUUUCUUGUGAUCUCAAAAUAUCUUAAAAAUAAUGCAUUUCCUUUUGGAUUUUUUUUUAAUUGCUUAGAGAAUUGAAGCUAAAGAACUAUUUUGUAUGGUCUUAUAUAUACAUUGUACUGUAAAUGCAGAAAUUUUCCGAUGUCUUUAAUAAUUUUGAAAAUUGCAACAGUAUAGGUUUCAAACUUAAAUUUUGAUGGCAUUAUUUGGAAGCAACAAUUCUUGAAAGUGCAAUUAUUAUAGUAAUUAUCACAUAUUUGUUCAUUAUUAGACAACACCUUAAAAGUUGGAUCCUGGGAAAAUACAUGCUCUUUCAGUAUUUGUUGUGAAACAAUUAUCCUAAAAACACAUUAUAGAUAUUUGAAGAACAUUUCAAAUUCAUGCUUGCAAAUACUAUAAAAUGUUAGUGAUAGACAAUGGAAUCUUUUUUCUAAAUAUUUUAGUUUUUAAAUCUUCAGAAUCUCUUGUGUUUAAAUGUAUUUUGAUUAACAUUUAUUUAUAUAUUUAUAUACUAUGUAUAUAUUUUUUUGUAAUAAUACCCAAACAAAUCCAAAACAUUUGGAAAUUAUAUGGUUGUUUAAAAUCAUGGCACUUUAUUUGAAAUUUGCCAGGUAAUAAUUAACCAGUUGUGAUGAUAAAGUUAAAAAGGUUGUUUAAUUUUAUGGAUGAUUUGGUUAAAUGAAAAGUGCUCUCUGAAUUUCAUUUCUGGUUCUGUUGUUUUUAUUGUCUGUUUAAUUGUAUACCUUUACUGUACACCAGAUUAUUAUUUUUUUUGUCUUUUAUUUUGUCCUGUCUUAUUUUCACAAAAUUACUUCACCUUUCUGUCAUUUUGUAGAUGGGGCCAUUCAUGUUGAGAUGUAGUCCGAACAUAUCUAGUCUUUUCAUUUUUUACCACAGUAUUGUAUGUAUUUUUUUUGCAGUGUUGACUGCCCCUUGGGUAUCCUCUGACUUCUUCAUAUUAGUUUUAUUUUUUUUUUUUUUUUCUUACAUUCAAAUCAAUUCCAUGGUGGUUAUUGUUUUUGGCAUUUCCUACCCCAACCUUGAAUAAAAAAAUUUUUAAUAAAUAUUGCAUCUGAUUUUCAUCCGAAUUUGAAAAAAAUUAAUAAAUUGUCUGCCCUUUGCUACUGGCAUUAGGGUCAUUGUGGUCAACCAGACAUAACAUAUAGCACAUGAUAUGCUAACAAAAUUAAUGUUUUUCAAUUAAGAAAUAAUUCUUUCAUGCCAUGCUCUAUGCCCAUUUUAACAUCGUUAUGCAUUAUAUUUGUUAAUAUCUUUAUAUUGAGCAUUAGCGAGGUGUAAAUAUAAUGCCUACCCAUGUUAAAAUGAGCAUAUAGCAUGGCAUGAUAGAAUUAUCUUGAUUCAAAUAGGAAAAUUUAGAACCUUUGUACUUCCAAGUGGACUUAUUUACACAUUCAAAAGGAAGCCAUUUUGAUUUGAUGAAGCUGAAACGAUAUGUAAAAUCAACUGUUUCAGAAUAAAAAAUGAACAGAUCGAGUAAACUUACUUUUAGAACGAUUUUAUUUGAUUUCCUAUAGAGCAACACCAACACAAUUUUGAUCUCCAGCAUUGUUAAAAAAACAACUGAUGUUGCAAUUUCAAUUGUGAUAUCAAUCACAUGCAGCCCAUGUUCUAUUCAAAUUAGAACAUGGCUUUGUUGCCAAAGCAAAAGAAGAAGGUAACAUUAGAAUUAAAAACAAAAUUAAUUUUUUUUUUUCAUUUUUAAUCAUAGAGUAGAUUUUUUUGCCCAAUACAUUUUUUUAUCUGACAGAUGUAUAGCGCAUUAAUUUCUUUUAUGUAAAUAUUAACAUCUCUACCUAUACCAGCAGCUUGAAUUCUCCAAAAUAUGAGAGGACCAAAAGAUGCUAACCCCCUAAAUACUAAAUGGAGUGAUUUCACAAUUCAGGAGUGGUGCAUGAGAUUGUGGCUAGCACGAGUUGAAAAUAUCCAUGGUCAAAGUAAAGUGUGGAUUUCUUAUAUUUUGGGUACCUGCUUUCGUGGAUUAAGGAAAAAUUGUAGUUUGUGAAUACUUGAGGUGGUACCAAACACCUUGACUAAAAUUGAUUUUGCUCGUUUAAUUUUCAUAAAAUUUUGACAAAAUAUUUACUUUGACUCUUUGACAAAAAAAUAAAAAUUUUAAAAAACUUGAACCACACACUUUAUCGGAUAAAUUUCAUUGGAUAUAUAGCAGUUUGACAAACACUUAUUUUGAUCAUUGAGAAGCUUAAUAUUUCCUUAACAAUAGAACAUGAUUAAAACGUUCAGCUGAUUUUUACAGAGUUAUCUCCCUAUAGUGUUAUGUACCUCCUUAAUUCAUGAUUUUGAAAAUUUUUGUGUAAAAAUGUUUAGGAAAUUUUUACUUAGUUGAACACUUAAUUUCUGGUUAACUUUGACCCACAAAAUCAAAAAUAGUAAAACGGCUACUUAUUGUAACUUCAAGAUAUCUAAUAAACUUUAUAAGAUAUCUCAUAUUGUUAUCUUUAUAAGAUAUCUUAUAAAUUAUAUAAUAUAUCUUAUAAACUAUAUGAGAUAUCUUAUAAAAUAUAUGAGAUAUCUUAUAAAAUAUAUAAGAUAUCUUAUAAAAUAUAUGAGAUAUCUUAUAUAAAAAAUAUUUAUAAGAUAUCUUAUAAAGUUUAUAAGAUAUCUUAUAAAAACUUGAUUAUAUUAGAUAUCUUGAAGUUAGAAUAAGUAGUAAAACGGCUUGCCAUAAAUACCCCAAGAAUAAAAAUAAAUCAUAUAAUUGAUCUCCUGUGUAGUUCGCCAGGGGAAAGAUAAUUUAAAAUAUAUUUCAUUUCAAAUGAGGUAUUUCCUCCUAUUUGUACACAGCAUGACAAACGAUGGAAGGUAAAGUUAUAAAUUCAUUAUUUUCAAGAACUAUCUUUAGAAGUUCCAAUAUAUAUCGCAGGGGAGGCAAUAGUAUCGCAUGUUUACAUUUAUCACUGGCAAACAUAAUGAAAAUAAUCUUUCAUCAUAAGGGGCAUUAAGGUUUCCAUUAGACAUAAAACUGGUUUGAGUGAAAGUUAUGAAUAUAUGAAAAGUCUUAAACACUGUUAAGCAAAUAGUAUUGUUUUUUUUUUUGGUUGUUUUAUUGUAUUUAUUUUUUAUAUUUUAUUGAUAUUAACUGUAUCUCUUUUAAAUAGUUACCCUAGGCCUCAUAUACCAUAUAGUACUACAUGUAUCAUCAAAUUUUCACAGUAGGCAUUUCACCACAAAAUUUACUAAUCAUUUCAAUGAAUUAUACAAGGCAUUGGAAUGGGAAUAAUGAACACGGUGAAAUACUGAACUGGUCCAUCUGAGGACUCAACAGUCAAACUGUGCACAAAGCUGAUGGGGAUAGUAACGUGUACAAUGUAACUUGAUAUACAAUAUAUUUUAGUGAAGAGAUCCAAGAAUUUGCUUUUUUCCUCUUGUUUGUAUUUUUUGUUUACUUAAGGAAUGACUGUAAUAUUUUUUC
Molecule: messenger RNA, 4710 nt
Organism: Mytilus californianus (California mussel)
Lineage: Eukaryota; Metazoa; Mollusca; Bivalvia; Mytilida; Mytilidae
Product: glyoxal reductase-like
Exons: 9
Coding region: 231-1064 (277 amino acids)
Molecular function (GO): oxidoreductase activity
Source: RefSeq, a predicted model, not a curated record